AUCUUACACCUUUACACCACACCCACAAGCCAAGCACCACAGCUACUUUGAUCUCUGUCUCGGUCUUCUCUGCUAGCAUGCUGUGCACAUAUCUUUAGCUCUAGACUCGAUAUAACAACAAGUUACAGUAUAAUGGAUGAGCUCAACCAUGCACAACCCACACACGUACACCCGUACUCCCAGGACCAGGUCUACUUUACUGAUAACUCUAUGGAUGAGUUCCUCCCUGAGGCUGAGGAGGAGAGCAGUGACAGUGACUUCGGAAUUAGACGCAGGAAACAGCUCACAUUUUCAGUAUCACAUGGCAAGAGACGAAAGUUGCUGUACUUUAUAGUAUUUGCUGUGGCACUGUUGAUGGCAAUAUUUGUGAUUGGUAUCAUCAUCGGACACUUUGCCAUCCCUUAUCACUUUGAAGGAACCACUUCAAAUUCCAGUGGUCCCACUCCAACGUCAGCCCCCUGCACCACACCCCCAUCCGGUGUGACGGAAGAGAUCUGUCAGAACCCUCCUCUCCUUCUCAUCUCAUUGGAUGGAUUUAGGGCCUCCUACUUCGAGCGCAAGCUAACCCCCUUCAUGGACAGUCUAGCUAAAGAGGGUGUGAGGGCUCCCUACAUGAGGAGUGUGUUCCCCACCAAGACUUUCCCCAACCACUACUCCAUUGUUACUGGGUUGUAUCCAGAGUCCCACGGGAUUGUGAGCAAUGCAUUCUAUGACACAAAGCUCCAAGACGUUUUUUACAUCGGCUCUCCUCAUCAGGACUACUCACAAUGGUGGAAAGGAGAACCAAUAUGGGUGACAGCAGGUAAGAAUGGCCUAAAAACAGGAGUGUACUUCUGGCCCGGCUCUGAGGCCAAGAUCCAGGGCCGCAGACCUGACUACUACUACACUUACAACAAGGAGACUAGCUUCGAAGAGAGGAUCCAGACCGUGCUCACAUGGCUCGACCUGCCACAGUCACUCCGACCCCAGCUCAUGCUAGUGUACAUUGAGGAACCUGAUCACUCUGGUCACCAAGGUGGGCCAGACUCUGCUCAAGUCAACAGUGCCCUGGUAACAGUUGACCAGACUAUUGAGGCUCUGUUCCAAGGGCUAGAGGAGAAGGGAAUUAGAGACUGUGUCAACGUGCUCUUUGUGUCAGACCAUGGCAUGGCUGAGUACAACGCAUCACGACUCGUUAAUCUGGCUCAGCAUGUGCCCAGUUCUCUCUCCUCCAAUGUCACCUUCCCAAGCUGCGGCCCUGUGGCUAACCUUGGCACCACUGACAGUGAUGCUCUGCAGGGGGUAUUUGACUCCUUGGUUACCAACAUUAGUGACCUCCCGUUGAGGUUCUACCUCACCCAGACUGUGCCGUACAGACUGCAUGCUGGUCACUAUCAUAGAGAACGCUACGGUUCAGUUCAGUUGCUAGGAGACAUCGGAGGCUUCAUCUGUCCUCCCUCUUGCUACACCCCGUCGAAAGGGGAACAUGGCUAUGAUAACAUUCAUGAAGAAGUGCACGCUAUCUUCCAGGCUCAUGGUCCAGCCUUCAAGAGUGAUUACAGGCCAGAAGCAUUUGACAACAUCCACCUCUACAAUCUCAUGUGUGGGUUGCUAGGGAUACCUCCUGCUCCUAAUAACGGCACAAGAGGUGCUCUCUAUGACUUCCUCACACCCUCACAAGCCUCGCAGCUCCCUCCCACACAGGCCUACCCACCUACCACCCCUGCACUACAUCCAUGGUCCAUCGACAAGUGCCUAUUUCCGACCAAUGAGAGCACGUUUAUCUCCCGCACAUCUUGUGAGGAGUGUGUGUGCAGUAUACCUGGUGAUGGUGUAGGGUGUGAAGGUGUGAACAACAGGAGCGUUGUCAGUGCUGAUAGAGCUCUGGACAUCUCAGAUGCUACUGCGGCCAUAUACAUCUCGAAUCAUCUACCCUGGGGAGCACCCCCCACAGUGGGGGUGGGGCUGGACUCCUGUCUCAUGGUGCAGCAGCACUAUGUCUCUCUCUACAGUCACGAGCUACACUUGCCACUGUGGACCGCCUACAAGCUUACCAGACAGCAAGUACAAGACUUCACUACCUCCCCUUUCACUACCACCUGUGUACGUCGAGACCCUCGCCUUUUGCCUAGCAACUCGGCAAGCUGCACAGAUUACAGCCCUCCACCUUCCUUCAAUGUUGAAGUCGCCAACAUCACAUACAGUCAAACCACCCUCCGUCCUAUCAGGAUGGCCGCUGGUCUUAGCACAGUGGAGAUAGAAGAGCUCACCACUUCACUAUUAAGUAAUAUCUUGCCCCAAAGUGCAAAGUUCAACACAGAUGUGUGGAAGCCUCUUAUCUCCCGGCUGUCCAACUGGGCGAAGCUUCACAGCACCAUUCACAUCAUACUGGGCGUAGUGUUGGACUCAAACCAUGACGGUUUUCGAGACCCUGAGGGCGAGUAUCAAUGGUGGACUAAUGGGACUAGGAGUUUGGCAGUACCAACACAGUUUUACGCCAUAGCUGUGCGUUGUCUCGACGAUGGUUUGGAGCCGUACAUGUGUGGGUACGAGCAACUGGACACUAUUGGGUUCUUGUUUGAACAUCCUCUGGCCCCUGGGGGCUCGUCAGACCUGACCACUAAGCUGACCCUGGCACUUACUCCACUGAGAGACAUUGAGAGAAUAGCUGGUGUCAACUUCUUUCCCUCUCUCUCAGUACAAGAUCAAAACAUGCUUGAGCUUAGAAUUGUUAAUAGCCUCUGGCAUGACAUAUCCAUCUGACAGGUUCAUAAGAUGCAUAAAUUUUUUAUACCAACAAAACUUGAAGCUAUAAUUAUAUAUGCAAUGUUGACAAUAACAAUAACAAUAAAUUAUAAUUAUGCAUGAUUGAA
Halichondria panicea is the source of this 2852-nucleotide messenger RNA. Its product is annotated as venom phosphodiesterase 2-like. Lineage: Eukaryota; Metazoa; Porifera; Demospongiae; Suberitida; Halichondriidae. The transcript is spliced from 19 exons. The coding region runs from base 133 to 2742 and encodes 869 amino acids. Gene Ontology annotation, molecular function: nucleic acid binding; hydrolase activity; metal ion binding. The record is from RefSeq and is a predicted model, not a curated record.